This is a messenger RNA of Gloeophyllum trabeum ATCC 11539, 819 nucleotides long. RefSeq lists its product as uncharacterized. The annotation marks the transcript as partial. The record is from RefSeq and is a predicted model, not a curated record. The transcript is spliced from 4 exons. Lineage: Eukaryota; Fungi; Basidiomycota; Agaricomycetes; Gloeophyllales; Gloeophyllaceae.
GACGUCACCGUCCUACAGUUCGCGCUGACCCUCGAGCAUCUGGAGAGCGCGUUUUACCACGGGGCGCUGGAGAAGUUCGACGCGAAUGCGUUCGCGAGCGCGGGAUUCCCGACCUGGGUUCGCGAGCGGUACGAGCAGAUCGCAGGCCAUGAGGCGUCGCAUGUCGCGUUCCUGACGAAGGCCAUUGGGGACAACGCGACCAAGCCGUGCACAUACAGCUUCCCGUACACGGACCCCAAGAGCUUUGCGGCUUUGAGUUUGUCAAUUGAGGGGGUCGGAACUGCUGCGUACACCGGAGCAGCGCAUUUGCUGUCCAAUCCGGAUGACCUCAAUGCUGCCGGUUCCAUUCUAGCUACAGAGGCUCGCCAGACCAGUUGGAUCCAUGCCGCAGUGAACAAGGGCGAGCCGUGGUCGGGCGCGUACCAGACGCCGCUCACGCCUUCCGGCGCGUACUCUUUGGCUUCUCCGUUUAUCAAGUCGUGCCCCGAGAGCAACCCUCCUCUGCCUGUAAAGGCAUUCCCUGGCCUGACCAUUAGUCCCUCGAUGCCCAAGGCAGGAUCUACGAUCAAAGUCGCCGUCGACAAGUUCGACACCGUUGGCAUGUUCAUGGCAUACUACAGCGGCCUAUCCGUCCUAUCCUCGGAGAUUCAGAACGGCGAGACGGUGAUUCCAGAGGGGUUGCAGGGAGUAGUAUUCGCGGGCGUUGUGUCUGAGAAAUCGACACAGGACAAGACGCCUACCGAUGAGACUAUGAAGAGCGGGUUGGUGGCUAUUGAUUUCGGGCUGCCUGCUGAUGCGAAGGAUACGUCGCCGAUGUAA